Hyaloperonospora brassicae is the source of this 255-nucleotide messenger RNA. The record is from the annotation of a GenBank genome assembly. NCBI's taxonomy places the organism in Eukaryota, Oomycota, Peronosporomycetes, Peronosporales, Peronosporaceae.
AUGUCUGCCGCCCGCCUGACCCACGUCGCUAAGGAGCUCUCGAGCUACGCUCCGUGGGGCGCCCCUACUGUGCUGUUGGUCGGCUGGAUGGCGUGGCCCGCGCUCUCGCCCACGUUCAAACAGGAGACGCUGGGCCUGCGACCGUCGCAGCCGUCGUCCGUCAGUGCCAAGCAGGAGCUGAUGCGCUCGUCUGCCACGUACAAGUACGUGAAGAACGAGAUCGGAGAAGCCCCGACGCUGGAGGAAGAGGACUAA